AUGCAAGAAGCAUCUGAAGUAUUUUUAAAAAUUAACAACAAUCAAAGUGAUGAAGAAAUAUAUUUGACAAGGCGACAAACUGAAAUAUUACUCUAUUCAUUAUUCAAUGGUAUUUUUGCAACAGUUGCAUUCCUUGUAUUCCUUUAUUUCAUCUUCAGAAGGGGAAAUAAAAGGAAAGAAAAAGGGCGUGAAGAGAAAAGAUGGAAAAAAAAGGAAGAAAAUGAGAAAUUUCUAGAAAAGCAUUUAAUGAAAAUGGCAGCAGAAUGUAAUGAUAUGGGUGAAAAAGAUAUUGAAGAAGGUUGUUUAAAUGAUUCACCACCAUCUUAUGAGGAAGUGGUAAAUGGAAUACGGUAUUAA
Molecule: messenger RNA, 357 nt
Organism: Loa loa (African eye worm)
Lineage: Eukaryota; Metazoa; Nematoda; Chromadorea; Rhabditida; Onchocercidae
Exons: 5
Coding region: 1-357 (118 amino acids)
Source: RefSeq, a predicted model, not a curated record